UAAUAUUGUUUGUAAUUUUUAAUAAAAAAUAUUAAUAAUUUAUUUCUAAUAUUCAUUGUUAUCUGUUACUGAAUGCUGUUAAUAAGAGAAAAUAUUUGUUAAGAAAAAUAAAAUAAUCAUGGUCAGACCAACUGCUCAUAUUCUUGGUGAUAAACAACGUACAAAAGACAUUAAAAUAAAUGAAGAUGUUACAUUUUUUCAAAUGGGUUUAUCACAGCCCAUUGUUGAUGGUUUGUCUAAUUGUGGUUUUGAAAGACCAUCACCAAUUCAACUUACAGCUAUUCCAGUUGGUAGAUGUGGAUUUGAUUUAAUUGUUCAAGCAAAAUCUGGCACUGGAAAAACAGCUGUAUUCAGUAUAAUUGGUCUUGAAAUGAUUGAUCCUAAACUGCCAUAUGUACAGGCAUUAAUGUUGGCUCCAACUCGUGAAAUUGCUGUACAAAUUUGUGAAGUUAUAUCAGCAAUUGGUUCACAAAUCAAAGGAUUAAAAGCUCAAUGUUUCAUUGGUGGAAUACAUUUAGAAAAUGAUAAAAAUACUGUUAAUAAUUGUCAUAUUGCUGUUGGUGCACCAGGUCGUGUAAAACAUCUUAUUGAAAAAAAUAUUCUUAACACAGAAAAAAUUCGUUUAUUUGUUCUUGAUGAAGCUGAUAAAUUAAUGGACACAAGUUUUCAAAAAGACGUUAAUUUUAUUUUUUCAAAGUUACCAGAAAAUAAACAAGUCAUAUCAUCAAGUGCAACUUAUCCAGGAAAUUUAGAAACAUUUUUAAAAUUAUAUAUGCGAUCACCAGUUUUAUCAACACCAGAUUCUGAUGGACCAAUUUUACUUGGAUUACGACAAUUUGUUGUAAUUGUAAAAAAUCAUCCAAAUGCUAUGAAACAAAUACAAAUUAAAGUAGAUGAAUUAAUAAAAAUUCUAAAAGGCAUUCCAUUUAAACAAAGUCUUGUUUUUUCAAAUUAUCAAUCAAGAGCUCAAUCAGUUUGUAAUCGUGUUAAUAAAAUUAAUGGACUAGAGUCAAUAUAUUUUAUUGGUAAUCAAGAUAUGAAGAAGCGUUUUGAGGCAAUGGAAAAAUUAAAAAAUUAUAAAUGUCGUAUUAUGUUUACAACUGAUUUAACAUCACGUGGUAUUGAUGCUGAAAAUGUUAAUUUAGUUAUAAAUCUUGAUGUACCUGGUGAUGGUGCAACUUAUUUACACAGAAUUGGUAGAGCUGGUCGUUAUGGUUCACAUGGAAUUUCUAUAACUAUCAUAUCAGAAUCAGAAAUUGAUUCAUUUAGAAAUUUAAUGGUAUCUAUUGGUGGACCAAGUUUUUCACUUAUGAUAACACCAAAUAAAUAUUCUGAGAGUAUUUGGAAAAAUGAUUUAUCAACUUUUAAUAAAUUUUAUGCUGUUGAAAAUGGUGAACUGGAAGAGCAAGAAGAAAAUCAAGUAGAAGUUGAUGUGACAGCGUUGGAUAAUGUUGAUCAAGAAGUAUUAAAAAUUGAAAGUGAUUUACGUAGUGAUGAUUGCAACGAGGACAAUUGUCUUUCAAACAAAUUGGAUGAACAAAAACAUUGUUCAUCUAAUGAUGAUAACAAAGCCAUCAAUGGUGAAAAAGUUCCAUCAAAAGAGACGAAUAAUUUGAAAGUACGUGAAUCAAAAAAAAAUAUAAAAUUUGCUGAUAUUGUAAGUGAAGUAUAUGGUAAAAAAAAAAUCAUUGAACCAGAAAUUUAUAACGUAAAAUCUUCAGAAUCUAGUAAAACAUCAGAAGACCUGGAUAACGUUCAUGUAAUUAAUAUUGAAACAACAGAUAAUCCAUCAACUUUUCAAAAGUUAAAUGAAAAUAUUGAAUUUUCAAUUGAUUUAUCUGAUGUCAUUGAAGACAAUUCAGAUGAUGUUCAUAUAGACAAGCUACUUGAAUCCUUAGACUACGAUAUAAAUAAUAAACAUGAAUUGAAAAUUAAUGAUGAUUCAUUAUUAAAAACGUCAUCUAUCGAAGACAAUAAUUUUGGUUUAAAUAUUGAUGAUUUUCAAGAUCCAGAAGAUUCAAAUUUAUCAUCAACAUUUAGAUGUUUACGUGAAUACUUUUCAUUGAAAAAUGUAAAUUUAAAUGAUGAUGAAGCUAGUGUUAUUUUAUCACAAGUAAAAUUAUGGAAAAAAACUCUUGACUAUGAGAUAUAUAAUUUAGAAAAAAAAUUAAAUACUCCUGUAUGUUAUUUGAAAGACACUGGACGAAAAAUCAUCUAUGAAAAAUACUGGAAAUCUUUAAAAACAUUUUUUGAAUUUCACAAAAAAGUAUUACUCAUAAUUUAUCCUGAAUUGAAUGAUGAUAAAUUAAUCGAUUCAAUAAAUAAUAGCAAUGAAUAUAUCGUUGUAAAUCUUGAGGAAGAUAUCAAGUUACAGUCGUAUUGUCCUUAUCAAAUAUACAGUAAAAAAACACAAAAAAUAUCUAUGCUAACAAAAGAUGUUAAAGAUUAUAAAGAAGCUCUUGAGUAUUUACAUAAAUCUCAAAAUUUAAAUGAUCAAUUGUUAAAAAUAAAAACACUAUUGGCUAAAUUAAAAAAGAGUAAAAUAACAGAAUAUGAAGAAGCGAUAAAUAAUCUUUGUCAAUUACAUAAUUAUAAAAUAAGUUACAAUGAACUUUUAGAAUUUCUUGAAGAUGAAAGUAGCUUAUUUAUUAAAUUAAUUGAAUUAGAAAAAAAUAAUAUUACAAUAUCAAUAUCAAGUGAAAAUAUUACUGAAAAUAAAAAAGAUAAAAAAAAUUAUCAACAAUUAUUUCAACCACAACAUGACAAUGGAAAUAUUACAUUUAAAAAAAAUGAAAAUAAUGCUUUUCCAAAUGAUACUAUCAAGUCAUUCAAUUUAACUGAACAUUGUCUACAAAAUAUAUCAAAUAAAAAAACUUUAAGUCAUGAAAAAAAUAUGUCAAAUCAUAAAAAAUGUAAAAGCAAUUUUGCAAAAUUAUAUGAAACCGAGAAACCAUCAUAUUUAUCUCAUGAUUAUUCUGGUAAUAACUGUAGAGAUACAACAAAUGAUUAUUCAUUAAAUAACAAUUAUUAUGAAGAAACGGUAAGUGAUCAUACUGAUGUAAAAAAUUUUAAUAACUACAAUAAUAACAAUGAAAAUAUUGAAAAUUUCUUACAUAAUUUAACACUUCAAACUGAACAACUACAUCUACAAAAUUAUUUAUCAUUAAUAUUUAGUGGAUACUGA
Molecule: messenger RNA, 3184 nt
Organism: Aphidius gifuensis
Lineage: Eukaryota; Metazoa; Arthropoda; Insecta; Hymenoptera; Braconidae
Product: probable ATP-dependent RNA helicase ddx20
Exons: 8
Coding region: 119-3184 (1021 amino acids)
Biological process (GO): spliceosomal snRNP assembly
Cellular component (GO): SMN complex
Molecular function (GO): RNA helicase activity; ATP binding; RNA binding
Source: RefSeq, a predicted model, not a curated record